AUGGAUGCACCAGGACUCCAAGUGCCGCAGGGACUUCUUGUACAGCCGCAGCACCUUCUGCUGGUGCGUCAGGUAGGCCGCCAUGUCUCGCCGACCCGCGGGGCUGACGGGAAGGACGGUACGGCACUGCGCAUGCGCCGCGCCGCCACCGCCGCCAUGAGCCGCGCCAAGCUCGUGGAUAUCGGCGUUAACCUCACGGACCCCGUGUUCAGGGGGAUCUACAGGGGAACGCGAAAACAUCAAGAUGACCUUUUGGAUGUGGUAGAGAGAGCUGUCAAAGUUGGUGUUAAAAAGUUUUUGAUUACAGGUGGGAGUCUCCAGGACAGUAAAGAUGCAUUGCAGCUGGCACAGACCAAUGAUAUGUUUUACAGCACAGCUGGCUGCCACCCUACACGCUGCGGGGAAUUUGAGCAGAGUAACCCUGACCAGUAUUUAUCAGAAUUAAAAAAUCUAAUUGAAAAGAAUAAGACAAAGAUAAUAGCAGUUGGAGAAUGUGGCCUAGAUUUUGACAGAUUGGAGUUUUGCCCAAAGGACAUCCAACUCAAAUACUUUGAAAAACAGUUUGACCUGGCAGAGCAAACAAGACUGCCCAUGUUUCUUCACUGCAGAAACUCACAUGCUGAAUUUUUAGACAUAAUGAGAAGAAACAGAGAUAGAUUUGUUGGAGGAGUGGUUCAUUCUUUUGAUGGCACAAAGGAAGAAGCAGCAGCAAUAAUAGAUUUGGAUCUUUACAUUGGAAUAAAUGGCUGUUCAUUGAAAACAGAAGCCAACUUGGAAGCACUGAAAUCAAUUCCUAGUGAACGAUUAAUGAUAGAGACCGAUGCACCCUGGUGUGGAGUGAAAAAUACUCAUGCUGGAUCGAAAUAUGUGAAAACUACAUUUCCUACCAAAAAGAAAUGGGAAAUGGGGCACUGCCUGAAGGACAGGAAUGAGCCCUGCCAUAUAAUUCAAAUAUUGGAAAUUAUGGCAGCAGUAAGAGAAGAUGACCCACUCGAGUUGGCCAAUACUCUAUAUAACAACACUAUUAAAGUCUUCUUUCCAAAUAUAUAAAGUUUUCUUACAUUUAUUCAACAUAACUUUAGUAAGUAUAUUGCAAAAAAGUUAAGACUGAUCAUAUCUGCAAGUUCUUAUCGACAGAAGCCAAUAUGUAGUGCUUUUUGUACAAGAUUAAAGCUGAUUUUGAAAAAGUGG
This is a messenger RNA of Lagopus muta (rock ptarmigan), 1191 nucleotides long. It is a transcript of the gene TATDN1, whose product is annotated as TatD DNase domain containing 1. The record is from RefSeq and is a predicted model, not a curated record. The transcript is spliced from 12 exons. Bases 1 to 1050 code for a protein of 349 amino acids. Gene Ontology annotation, cellular component: cytosol. Gene Ontology annotation, molecular function: 3'-5'-DNA exonuclease activity. NCBI's taxonomy places the organism in Eukaryota, Metazoa, Chordata, Aves, Galliformes, Phasianidae.